AUGAUGGAGCCACAACACCACUACGCAGAUGUACGUUCGCAGGACCAUCACCAUGAUGAUGACUCAUCGACGGAAGUUGAAUCUUUGGUUGGGGGAGAGAAGCAAUGGGCAGCAGGCGAAUACCACAGCAAAGCACCAUUGUCAAGAAGAAGAAUAAUGUGCCCGCCGCUGGUGGCAGCGAUACGAUGGAUACUGGUGAUAGGGUUGCAGCUCGUAAUCAUCGGGCUGCUGGCCAGAGAUCAAGGCAUGCUCGACUCAACACGGUGGAAGGCACGUUCAACAAGCGCCAACGAUGUAGGUGGCGAUAUCACCGGAUGGUCCCCACACAUCCCAACGCAGAUCACCAAGUUCGAGAUAAACCAGACAUUUGCACCCUACAACACAUCAGAGUUCUUCAAGCCCGAAGUACUUCGAGCAUGGAACGAACUCUUGCCUGUCGGCAUGGGCUUUCAGAGCAUUCCUGACCCAGAGAACUACCACGACCUUCCCACUCCCAUCGUCUGGCCCAACGCUACUGUCUUCACGACAUCCAUGACCCACCAGCUCCACUGCCUCUAUGCUGUCGUCGCAGUCUAUUCCGGUAUGACUUCGGGCCAUGAGCUUGAAGAAGACCAUCACUGGCACAUGAUCCACUGCUUUGACUACAUGCGCCAAGCUAUCAUGUGUAGCGCGGAUAUGGCUCUUGAAGGGCUGGAGACGACAUUUCCUGACCACAAUGGUGGCAGUGAUGGUUGGGACAGUAAGCAUGUCUGCAAGGAUCCGAAGAAGGUUAGAGAACGCCUAGAGAGUGUGAGGGCGUAUGACGACCAAGAGAUCUUCUAA
Alternaria burnsii is the source of this 822-nucleotide messenger RNA. RefSeq lists its product as uncharacterized. Lineage: Eukaryota; Fungi; Ascomycota; Dothideomycetes; Pleosporales; Pleosporaceae. The coding region runs from base 1 to 822 and encodes 273 amino acids. The record is from RefSeq and is a predicted model, not a curated record. Gene Ontology annotation, biological process: mycotoxin biosynthetic process. The transcript has 3 exons.